AUGCGUUUCUCUAUCACCGCGGCUUCUCUCACGGCACUCAGCUUCGCUGCUGGCUCCCUCGCCCAAUUUGCCGACACCCCCAGCUACGUUCGCACCUUUGGCGUCCAAGGUGGCGGUCGUGGGCGCUGGAGAGGUGCUCCUCCAAUUCUCCUCGAUAUGGAAAACAUGGAGAUCUACCUUCCCUCAUCCCCCAACAACCUUGUUGAUCCUGAGCUUCGCUUCCAGCUCGUGGGCGUCUCUGCAAUGGGGGAGCCCAUCACUGCUGCACGACUCGUCGAGUACCCUGGUUUCGAUACCGCUGAUCAGGGAUACUACAUGUCGAAGCCCGCCAACGGAAGCUUGAUCUACAGCGUGUUUGACGAAAGUACGGAUGGCCUUGGGCCUUGGUGGCUGGUUAGAGGCCCCGAAAACGACCCACAGUACAGAUUGACGUUCAAGGGGAGCUCAGUGGCGAAGGCGUGGUGGGAUGCGAGUAAGAACAGGUAUAAGGUGUAUAUGGGAACGGAUAUCCCUGGGAAUUUGACGGGAUUGAUUGAUUUUGAUAUGAAAGUGACGCAAUACUGCGGUCCAGGGUAUACUUAUUGCGCUUAA
Molecule: messenger RNA, 591 nt
Organism: Morchella importuna
Lineage: Eukaryota; Fungi; Ascomycota; Pezizomycetes; Pezizales; Morchellaceae
Exons: 2
Coding region: 1-591 (196 amino acids)
Source: RefSeq, a predicted model, not a curated record